Messenger RNA from Penicillium chermesinum, 1554 nucleotides. RefSeq names its product translation initiation factor eIF2B subunit gamma. Gene Ontology annotation, biological process: cytoplasmic translational initiation. NCBI's taxonomy places the organism in Eukaryota, Fungi, Ascomycota, Eurotiomycetes, Eurotiales, Aspergillaceae. Bases 1 to 1554 code for a protein of 517 amino acids. The record is from RefSeq and is a predicted model, not a curated record. Gene Ontology annotation, cellular component: eukaryotic translation initiation factor 2B complex; guanyl-nucleotide exchange factor complex. The transcript is spliced from 4 exons. Gene Ontology annotation, molecular function: guanyl-nucleotide exchange factor activity; translation initiation factor activity.
AUGCCGCCCGUACCGCCGUCGACGGGCUUUCAGGCCAUUGUCCUCUGUGGACCCGGUGUUUCUCUCAACACCUUUACGAGCUCCGGCAAUAUUCCCAAAUGCCUUUUGCCUGUCGCAAAUCGGCCGAUGAUCUUCUACAUGCUAGACUGGCUCAGGCGAUCUGGGAUUCAUGAUGUCACUCUCAUUACCCCUCCAUCCGCCCUCGCUUCUAUUCGGGCUGCUCUGCAGCAAAAUCCAUACCUCACAGCGCUUCCCACCCCAACCGUCAUCGCCGCGGGUAACUCAGAAAUGGGAACGGCCGAAUUGCUGCGCCAGCCGGAAGUGCAGUCCCAAAUUAAGACCGACUUCCUCCUCCUACCUUGUGACCUGGUCUGCGAAAUCCCCGGCGAAUCUUUACUAGAGGCAUGGAUGGUAUCUCGAAGCACAAUCCGGGAAGUGCGUAAUGCCCGCGGCUCCUCUACUACCAAUGGUGAUGCAGGUGGCCGGGGCGCCACGGCUCCUCUCGAGCAAGACGAGGCACCGGCGGUAUCGCACCAAGUGGAUGGCCCGUUGGCGCUUCGAUAUGGCCUUUCCAAGCUUGUAAUGUCGGCUCCUAUGAGCACUAUUAGGGAACAGAUUGAGGCAGAUAAGGGCAGCUUCCUCGUGCGCCACUCACUGAUGGAGGCUAAUGCGCGAGUAAAACUUCUCACGACUUUCCGCGACGCACACCUAUACGUCUUCCCUUACUGGGUCAAAGACUUGUUAGCGAAGGAAGAACGAUUCGAUUCGAUUAGUGAGGAUCUGGUUGGCUAUUGGGCCAAGGCAGGAUGGCAAAAAGGCUUAGGAGAAAAGCUCGGAAUAGAUAAGAUUCUGCACCAGGAGAGCAGCAAGCUGGACAGUAGCAAACUGGACGAGAGCGCAAGCUUAGAUGGUGAAUCUCUCGAGGAUGAGAUUGAUCUUCAAGACAUGAGCACAACCAAGGCCGGGCCCGGUACGAACAGCCAGUCUACCGAAGUUCCGCCAAUACUCGCCUAUGUGCAAAAGAGUGCCGCACCAUAUGUUCGACGGGUCGAUAGCUCUGCUGUGCUAUUAUCUACAUCUCUCCGACUAGCUAAGCUCGAGUCCAUUGAAGACGUCGGUCGCCAACAUUCACCAUUCGCGCACAAUCAGAAGGUCGCUAACCCCGACGGUGUGGCCCAACGGUGCACUGUUACAGCAAGCGAUUGCUUACUUGACCAGAAUGUUACGGUCGAGCAGUUCGCUGUGAUCAAGGAGACCGUCAUCGGGGCCAAUGCUCAUAUCUCCUCCGGCGCUCGUCUCACUAGGUGCGUGGUCAUGGAUGGAGCUGUCAUCGGUCCUCGCUCCACGCUUACUGGGUGCAUCAUCGGUCGCAAUGCCCGUGUCGGUCGCGAGUGCCAGCUUGCCCACUGUGAGGUCCAAGAUGGCCUCCUUGUCGAGGAUGAGACCGAAGCUAAAAAUGAGAAAUUCAUGGCCUUCGAGGGUCUUGACCAAGACGGCGAGGGCGAAAAUUGGAAGGAUGGGGGUUCUGAAGAUAACGAGGAUGACAAUUUCUGA